UUACUAAACAACUGAUUUUCGACGCAUUCUUUAUUCAUUUAUUAUGCUCAAUGUAACAGAACAUUCUAUAUGUAUUAUUUAUAUUUCCGUUUAAAUAUAACAAUGUACCGUAACUUAAGUUUUCUUUUUUCAUGGAAAUACACGAUUUUUAAUAAUAUCAAGUAUUUGAAGCUGUACCAUAGAUUAACUUUUCGAAGAAAAUGUCACACUCAUUGGAGCAACAAUAAAAGCAAUGAAAUUGAAAUUCCUUUAAGCAGGGAACCAUUGAAACUAAGUUUUGGCAAUUUAGCUAGAUUUACUGAUGGCAACUGUGUUGCACAGUUGGGGGACACAUCAGUUAUGGUUACAGCCGUUAGUAAAAGCAAAUCGUCAUCUGCUGCUUUUGUUCCAUUAUUGGUGGAUUACCGCCAAAAAGCAGCUGCUGCUGGUCGUAUUCCAACAAAUUAUUUGAGACGGGAACUGGGACCUAGUGAGAAAGAAAUAUUAACCAGCCGUGUAAUUGACAGAUCUGUUAGACCUUUAUUUCCCAAAGGAUUUUCAUCUGAAAUACAGUUAUCAUGUAAUCUUCUAGCCGUUGAUGGAGUCAAUGAUCCAGAUGUAGUUAGUAUAAAUGCUGCUUCUGCUGCUUUGGUAUUAUCUGAUAUCCCAUGGAAUGGUCCUGUUGGAGCUGUUCGAGUUGGAUUAAUUGAUGGUGACAUCAUAAUAAAUCCCACAAGAAAAGAAAUAAACCAAAGCUCAUUAAACCUUGUUGUUGCUGCCACAGAGCAUAAUCAAGUUGUCAUGUUAGAAGCUUCAGCUGAUAAUGUUUUGCAGCAAGAUUUCAUGAAAGCUUUGAAGGCAGGAGUGAAAGAAACACAGCACAUAAUUAGAGUCAUUAGUGAACUCCAAAAGAAAUAUGGUAGACCUAAAAGGCCUGUAGAAGAGUCUUUAGUACUUUCUGUUGAAAUGAUUGAUUCUGCAAAAUUAAUAUGUGAAGCCAAAUUAACUGAAAUCUUGACUGAUUUUUCUUAUGAUAAGGUUGGGAGAGGUCUAGCUAUUGAUGCUGUGAUACAAGAAGGACUAGAAAAACUGAAAGAAAAUUAUCCAGAUGCUGAUGUAGCAGUGCUGUAUGAAGCUCUAAAUAUGGUUUCAAAAUGUACGUUUAGAAACUUGGUUUUGAGCACAGAAAAAAGGUGCGAUGGGCGUAGUUUGACUGAUUUGAGGAACAUUUCAUGUGCUGUUGAUGUAUUCAAGCCACUUCACGGGUCUGCCGUUUUCCAAAGAGGCCAGACACAGGUCCUGUGUACAGUGGCAUUUGAUUCGUUAGAUUCAGCUUUUCGUAGUGAUCCGGUUUCUGUAAUUACAGGUGGAGUGAAGGAGAAGAAUUUUAUGCUGCAUUAUGAAUUUCCUCCUUAUGCAACAAAUGAAAUUGGUCGUGUUGGAACAUAUGGUAGGAGAGAACUUGGUCAUGGGGCAUUAGCAGAAAAAAGUCUGAGACCAGUUGUGCCAUCCGAUUUUCCCUUCACCAUACGUUUAACUUCUGAAGUACUUGAAUCAAACGGAUCUUCAUCUAUGGCUUCGGUAUGUGGCGGAAGUUUGGCUCUCAUGGAUGCUGGUGUUCCUAUUUCAUUGCCAGUUGCUGGGAUUGCUGUUGGUUUAAUUUCUGUUCCGAACGAAGAGAAGCCGUAUGAAAUUGAAGAAUAUAAAAUAUUAACUGAUAUAUUGGGUUUGGAAGAUUAUUUAGGAGAUAUGGAUUUUAAAAUUGCUGGUACAAAAAAGGGCAUCACUGCUGUUCAGCUUGAUGUUAAAGUGCCUGGUUUGCCUCUGCGAAUCAUUAUGGAAGCAAUACAGCAAGGAGCAGAUGGCAAAAGUAAAAUACUAAGCAUAAUGAAUGACACAAUUUCAAAACCAAGGGAGCAGAAAAAAGAAAAUUGGCCCUUGUCAGAAAAACUUGUAGUACCUAUGCACAAGUUAUCUCAUUUUUUUGGAUUUGGAGGUCACAAUAUCAAAAAACUAAGAGCAGAAACGGGUGUUCAGCUUACAUCUAUUGAAAAUGGCGUGUUUUCUGUUUUUGCUCCUAAUGCUGCAGCUAUGUCUGAAGCAAAAGAAAUUAUUGAUCAACUUUUGACAGAAGAGAGAGCACCAGAGCUAGAAUUUGGAGCCAUAUACAAGGCAAAAAUUGUUGAGUUGAGAGAAAACGGUGUUAUGGUCACAUUAUAUCCAAGUAUGAAACCUACUUUAUUGCAUAACUCUCAACUAGAUCAAAGAAAAAUCAGUCAUCCAUCUGCCUUAGGAUUGGAAAUUGAUCAAGAAAUUCAAGUAAAAUAUUUUGGCAGAGAUCCUGCCAGUGGCAACAUGAGACUUUCACGCAAAGUUCUUCAAGCAAUUCCAUCACAAAUUGUACGCAAUCUUGUAGGAGAAAAUGUAUCAAAAGUAGAAAGCACAAAUUCGGCAGAAGCAAAGAGCUGAAAAGUGUAGACAGAAUUUUUUAAAUAUUUCUGUAAAUAAAUCUGUUUUUAGUAAA
Messenger RNA from Uloborus diversus, 2503 nucleotides. RefSeq names its product polyribonucleotide nucleotidyltransferase 1, mitochondrial-like (gene PNPase). The coding region runs from base 70 to 2448 and encodes 792 amino acids. The record is from RefSeq and is a predicted model, not a curated record. Gene Ontology annotation, cellular component: cytosol; mitochondrion. Gene Ontology annotation, molecular function: RNA binding; polyribonucleotide nucleotidyltransferase activity; 3'-5'-RNA exonuclease activity. Gene Ontology annotation, biological process: mitochondrial mRNA catabolic process; mitochondrial RNA 3'-end processing. The transcript is spliced from 23 exons. Lineage: Eukaryota; Metazoa; Arthropoda; Arachnida; Araneae; Uloboridae.